AUGUGGAUGCUUGGAUACCUGUUUUCACUUCUCGAUAACGUGAAAUUAAGUCGUAUUGCAGCUCAGUCGUCUGUAUUUGAAUACUAUCGGGCUGAUUGUGCCAUUGAUGGAAUACAAUACGCCCCGGGUGCAGCCUCAUUUUGUACCCAUUCACAGAGGGAGAAGAAUCCUUGGUGGAGGCUGGAUCUGCUGGAUAUUUACUAUAUUACCAUCGUGACCAUCACAAACAGAGCUGACUGCUGUCCAGAACGAAUCAACGGAGCAGAGAUCCGCAUCGAAAACUAUUUGGAAAACAAUGGAAACAACAAUCCAAUAUGUGCUGUGGUCACUAGUAUUCCAGCAGGAGCUUCCUACAGCUACUCGUGUCCACAUAUGGAGGGACGUUACGUGAACAUCGUUAUUCCUGGAGAUAAUAGGUUUCUUAUGCUUUGUGAGGUUGAAGUCAAUAGGGGUUUUCCAGAGAAUAUUGCAAUCAAGGGAAAGGCUAUACAGUCAUCUACAUUUUACUUCCAAGCACGUGCUGCCAUUGAUAAUGACGAUCUUACCUACACCCACAUUAAAACCGAGACGAACCCAUGGUGGAGGCUGGAUCUGAAGAAUCAACAAAUCAUUGGAGAAGUGACCGUGACUAACAGGAUUGACUGCUGCUUUGAACAAAUCGAUGGAGCCGAGAUUCGCAUCGGAAACUCCCUGGAGAAUAAUGGCAAUAGCAAUUCCAUAUGUGCGGAGAUUUCUAGUAUUCCAGCAGGUCAAUCCGUCUCUUACUCAUGCGGUGGAAUGCAAGGCCGUUACGUGAAUGUGGUCAUUCCUGGAGAUUCAAAGAAUCUCACACUGUGUGAAGUGAGAGUCUACGGAAACGGUAUUUCUUGA
Molecule: messenger RNA, 870 nt
Organism: Labeo rohita (rohu)
Lineage: Eukaryota; Metazoa; Chordata; Actinopteri; Cypriniformes; Cyprinidae
Exons: 5
Coding region: 1-870 (289 amino acids)
Source: RefSeq, a predicted model, not a curated record